Apiotrichum porosum is the source of this 1239-nucleotide messenger RNA. RefSeq lists its product as uncharacterized. Lineage: Eukaryota; Fungi; Basidiomycota; Tremellomycetes; Trichosporonales; Trichosporonaceae. The record is from RefSeq and is a predicted model, not a curated record. Bases 1 to 1239 code for a protein of 412 amino acids. The transcript is spliced from 8 exons.
AUGACAUGCUCCACCCUGGACCACCCGUCCGCCUCAAUCAAUGGGCUCAUCAACCCCAAACUGAACCUGCUUCUCAAGCUUAUGUGCGUGACACGCGCCGUCUUUCAAACCAUGGCGACGUGUCCGCUUGGACGUCUCAACGUCCAAGAGAAGACAAACCCGAUGAAGGAUGUCCUUGGUGUGGUUAUGCCAGGUGGCAUAUCAGAGCUAGACGUGAACGCAGUCCCCACCGACGAGCAGCUCCACGCCACCGCCAAGUACCUCCAGUCGAGGAACGAAGAUCAUGCCCCGAUGUCGUUCCCCGCCUACCAAGAGGAGGGUAGGACGGUCGCGGCGGUGCUGCGUGAUUUCCAGGCUCUGUUUGGCCCCGAGUACGACGAGGAAGUUCUCCCUGCCCUCAUCUACUACAAGUCCGGCGGCAGUGGCGACAGCAUCCGUGCAACCCGCCCCGCCAUUGUCCUGUCGGACACGCAGCUCGAGGCCAUGGGGUGUACACUGCGGUUGAGUUUGGCGAUCCGCCUAAAGCGCAUGAACCAAAGCGUGGGCGCCAACCUCCUCGGCGUGUUGCACCAGCAGCUCGGCACGAGAAAUCUCCGUCCGACUGCUGCAGAGGGCAUUGCCCACCGCUUCUUCGCUGGCGGUCGCCUCUCGAUCCCCAAACUCAUGGUCGGUCGCCCCGUCCCCUCCUUCCAUCUCCUUCCAUGGACAAACGAACCCUACGUCCUUAAGUGGCUCCAAGCAGACCAAGCCACAGCCAUUACGGCCUUUCAAUCUGCCUGCCAGGCCAAGAACAUCACCGUGGCUCAGGGCUGCCAGCUGAUGCGUGCCGGCGAGUUUGACUACGCCACUGGUUGGCGUCAGCCAGGUGACACCGGCUACGCGGACGCUAGCGAGGGCAUGGCGCUGAUGCGCAAAACUCUCACUCGUGCAAACGAGCUUGACAGUCGCGCUGCCGGCAGCGUCCGGUUCCUGUGGGAUGAGUUUGCCAAUUUUUUUGCCAGCGGCUCGGCGUUCGUGGCGGACAGCAAUGGCAACCCGGACACCGACGACAACAACAACCACCUCGCCGCGCUCCAACAGUUGCGCGACAGGCAAAAGUUCUUGUCGCCUUCCGACAUUGACCAGCACUUCCCCCGUCUUCCCCUCCGGCUGGUCAUGGUCUUGGUCGACAACUGGGACGCGAGGCGGAAGAAGAUAGCCGUGGCCCAGAUGUCGGCUGGCCAGAGCUCAGCCGUCUGA